This is a messenger RNA of Fusarium vanettenii 77-13-4, 804 nucleotides long. RefSeq lists its product as uncharacterized. Gene Ontology annotation, molecular function: oxidoreductase activity, acting on the CH-OH group of donors, NAD or NADP as acceptor. The transcript has 3 exons. The record is from RefSeq and is a predicted model, not a curated record. The coding region runs from base 1 to 804 and encodes 267 amino acids. NCBI's taxonomy places the organism in Eukaryota, Fungi, Ascomycota, Sordariomycetes, Hypocreales, Nectriaceae.
AUGUCUCGUUUUACUCCUGAGCUGGCUGGCGCCCACGUCCUCGUGACAGGUGGCCGCAAAGGCAUUGGAAGAGUCAUCACCGAGGCCUUUCUCGCCGAGGGAGCCAAUGUCUCGUAUUGCUCACGAGUUGUCACCGGUAAAGAGUUUGAGCCUUUCAAGGGUGCAACUGGGGGAGCACGUGCCGUUGGCACAAGCGUUGAUAUUGCCGACCCUGAUUCUGUCAAGAAUUGGGUCGAAAGCGCCGCCGAAACCUUUGGCAGGAUCGACAUUGUUGUUGCAAAUGCUUGCCCAGCGAUCACUGGCCCAGCUAUCGAGGACUGGCAAAAGAGUUUCCAAGCCGACGUGAUUGGUCUCAUUACCCUCAUCCAUGCCGCAACCCCUCAUCUGGAGCAGCGAGACGGCGCCGGCUCCAUAGUCGUCAUCAGCUCCCUCGCCGGUUUUGAAGCGAAGCACCCAGCGCACACCGGCCCAUACGCGGUAUUGAAGAGAGCUCAGGCAACAUUAGCCAAGGACUUUUCGAAAGUUCUUGGCCCAAAGGGCAUCAGAAUCAAUUCCAUUGCCCCAGGGACCAUCAAUCCUCCGUCGACGACUCGACCUGACGGGACUGAGGAGCUUAGCACCUUUCAGCAGAUCAUGACAGCCAACCCGGCCUUCCUCGAGAGCUUGCUACCAAACAUCGCUCUGGGAAGGGUUGGUAGCGGUCAGGAUGUUGCCAAUGCCGCGGUAUUCCUUGGUAGCCGACUUUCGAGCUACAUCACGGGUACCAACUUGAUCAUUGACGGCGGCAUGUCUACUGCUCUUUGA